Messenger RNA from Punica granatum (pomegranate), 924 nucleotides. NCBI's taxonomy places the organism in Eukaryota, Viridiplantae, Streptophyta, Magnoliopsida, Myrtales, Lythraceae. The record is from RefSeq and is a predicted model, not a curated record.
AUUCAGGUAAGAAAGAAAGGAAACUUAACCAAACCAUCCCACUUGAGGAAGAAAGCAAGAACUUCUAGUCCUUUUCAGAUAAGUUUCCUUCUUUGAAGAAAUCUUCAUUUCCUCCGUUACGUUAAGGUCCUGUUCAGGGCAUGGUUCCGCGGAAGAAGUGCAUCUGGGUAGCUGCAAAUUUGGAGUUUGUGCAGGCUUCUUGAUUCGUUGUGACCGAAACCAAUCCGGGCCGUUGUGGAACUUGAAGUUGGAGCAGAGUUCCUGCUCAGUUAGAAGUUGGCUGAAACAUCGAGCUGAUUUUGGAAAGAGAGUUCUUUCAGGAUUAGAAGUUGUCUCUGUCUCCGUCUCUGUCUCUGUCUCUGUAGUGAGAGGCUUGAUUGAUUGAUUAGAUGGCAGGGGAGGAGGAUUUGGUCGAACUCAAGUUUCGGCUUGCAGAUGGGAGCGAUAUCGGUCCAGCGAAGUACAGUCUUGGGACGACCGUGGCUUCUCUCAAAGAAAAAGUCGUGUCUCAAUGGCCUAGAGACAAAGAUUGUGCUCCGAGGACGAUAAAUGACGUAAAGCUAAUCCAUGCCGGGAAGAUCUUGGAGAACAACAGGACACUCGCUGAUUCAAGACUUCCGAUUGGUGAGUUUCCCCGAGGAGUCAUCACUAUGCAUGUCGUCUUGCGGCCCCUUCGACCGGACAAGAAUAAAGGGAAGCCAGAGGAGGACAAUGUGAAGAAAACACGGUGCUCCUGCAUGAUCUUGUAGCUCGGAGUAACAACUGUUCAACAGAACUUGCAUUUACUCGUGUCGGGAUUCUUAUGUUUCUCAUUCAUUGGUUCUUGUUCGGUUCGCCCUCUGGAAAAGGUGAAUUUGUGCAGCGAGCUUCUCGGGUCGAAACCAAAGUGAAUAAGAGAUCAGGAAUGUUGUGGUGUUGAAUUGA